Hibiscus syriacus is the source of this 1827-nucleotide messenger RNA. RefSeq lists its product as uncharacterized. The record is from RefSeq and is a predicted model, not a curated record. NCBI's taxonomy places the organism in Eukaryota, Viridiplantae, Streptophyta, Magnoliopsida, Malvales, Malvaceae. The annotation marks the transcript as partial. The transcript has a single exon.
ACCAAAGAAAUAUCAGUAAGAUUGCUCACCAUUCUCUCCUUUCUCCAAAUUGUCUGCUUUUUACUUUGAUUAUUGGAUUUCAAUUUCGGUGCUAAAUCACAAGGAGCAAUGGAGGAUUCAAAGAAUUAUGGGCAUCAACAUCCACUCGUGUUGUUGAAUGAAGAGCAGCUGACGAGCAAUCAAAGUGGAACAAUACUAGCUGAGUGCUACAGGUGUGGGGAGAAGGUGUCAGCUCCAUGUUUUGUCUGUGCCGAGGACUGUGGGUUUUACAUUCACAAGGUAUGUGCCGAUGCACCUUUAGAGCUUAAUCACCCUUUCCAUCGCAAGCAUCCUCUUCUUUUGCAAAGAAGCUCAAUACCCUGGAUUUGUGAUUUUUGCAAUAAACGGAGUGGGGAUUUCGUGUAUCGCUAUCGCUUCUCCUCUUGCGAUCUGGACUUUCAUAUUAGAUGUGCUUUGUUUACAUUUAAUAUCGCUCAAAAUAAUUUGAAAGAACUUGAGCAUGUUGCCCUUCAACCCCCAAUGAUUUCCCCUAACAAAGAUGAUGAACAACUUGAAGAUGUUAGAAAGUGCUUUGGGUGCUGGGAACCGUUAACAAAUUAUGCCUUCUUCUCUCCUCAUUGUGGGUUUAAUUUGCACAAAAAAUGCGCUGAGCUUCCUCUCAAACUGAAUCAUAAGUGCCAUCGCAAACACCAGCUUCUUUUGCAAUUUAAUAGCGAUUGGCUCGCUUGUAAGAUAUGCCAAGAAACCCAACGAAGAGGAUUUGUUUAUGGUUGUUCAGCUUGUAAGUUUGCUAUCCACAUUGAAUGUGUGUCACCGUCACCCAUAAUUGAAGAUAAAAGCCAUCCACACCCAUUCUCUUUGCUCUUGAGACAAGCUCCAUUCACCUGCGAUGCAUGCGGUACUGAAGGAAGUCAUGCUGCCUAUACAUGUGGUACGUGCAACAUUAUGGUCCAUAAAAAAUGCAUUUCAUUGCCACGAAUUAUCAAAAGUAGGUGGCAUGAUCAUCGUGUUUUUCACACAUAUUUUCUUCACAAAGAAGAUUUUGAAAGUUUGAAUUGUUUAAUAUGUCACGAUGAGGUCAAUAUAGAGUAUGGCAGCUAUUAUUGUGCAGAUUGUAAUGUCAUAUUCCAUGUGAAGUGUGCAACGAAAUUCAGUCAUUGGUAUUAUGCUGUUUCACUGGAAAUUGAAGAUGAGAAGGCUCCUGACUCCAUCACUAAUGUUCUUGAGAGGAACGAUGCCGGAGAAGCCACAUUAAUCGAACAUUUCAAGCACAACCACUACUUAACAUUAAGUGAAAAAAAUAGGGAGUUCGAUGAUAAAUGUUGCGAUGGGUGCAUAUUACCGGUCUCAGAUUCGUUCUAUUAUUGUAGUCGGUGUGAGUUCUUUCUUCAUAAAAGUUGUGCCGAAUUACCAAAAAUGAAGAAUAUUUGCCUUCAUUAUUGCCAAUUAGCCGCCCUUGUCCUCACUUCAGACGACAUUUUCGAAUGUGAAGCAUGUUAUUGGGUUUCUAAUGGCUUUGCCUAUAAAUGUAAUGAAUGUGGACGUCGCAUGUGCCUUCGAUGUGCCACUCUUACUCCUGAUUCUCUGACAUGUCCAGGACACCAACAUCCCCUUCUUUUCUAUAUAGAAGAGGAAGUGAAGUGCAAUGCUUGCGGUCUAUUUAGAUGGAGGUAUUUAUAUCGUUGUAAGGAUUGCGAGUAUUCUGUAGAUCUUCGGUGUAUUCGACUGCCAGAGAGAGUAAGACACAAAUGCGACGAUCAUCUCCUUGCACUCACUUAUCACGAGCUUAAUGAUUAUUCGAAGCACCAUCGCUGCGACAUUUGUGAG